Molecule: messenger RNA, 4066 nt
Organism: Anolis sagrei ordinatus
Lineage: Eukaryota; Metazoa; Chordata; Lepidosauria; Squamata; Anolidae
Gene: DLL4
Product: delta like canonical Notch ligand 4
Biological process (GO): Notch signaling pathway; multicellular organism development; negative regulation of Notch signaling pathway
Cellular component (GO): plasma membrane
Molecular function (GO): Notch binding; calcium ion binding
Source: RefSeq, a predicted model, not a curated record
CAGGAGGCGGCGGAGGAGAGCUUGCUUCCAUCUCAGCUCUUGCUCGAGCCACUCUCCCCCUCCUCUUCUUCUUCUACUACUUUGGAGUUUUAUCCGAGUCGCCCCAGCGGAGUUUCCCCCUUUUGGGACGGGAGGAUUAAGCCGUGGGUGGUUGGAAGCGCCUGGAUUAGCCGCCCUUGAGGAAAGAGAGGAGCCCAAAGGAUGGCAACGCUGCGCCUCCUGCCCUUGACGCUCGCCUUCGCCCUGGCGCUCCAGAGGGGCUCCGCCUCGGGCGUCUUCCAGCUGGAGCUGCAGGAGUUCGUCAACUUGGCCAGCGGGGAGACCUGCGCCUCCGCCGGAGCAGCCUGCCGCACCUUCUUCCGCGUCUGCCUGAAGCACUUCCAGGCCGUCAUCUCCCCCGGAGGAUGCACCUUCGGCAGCCUGGUCACGCCGGUCCUGGGCACCGGAUCCUUCACCGUCCGGCCCGCCGAGGGGCCCGGCAACCAGCUCCAGCUGCCCUUCAACUUCACCUGGCCGGGAACUUUCUCGUUGAUCAUUGAAGCCUGGCACGCGCCUGAAGGUUACCAUCCAGCAGGUUCCGAAGCCCUGGCCCAGAAAUGGCUGAUCAGCCAAAUGGCGAUCAAGCGCUCGCUGGCGGUGGGCAAGGCCUGGUCCCAGGACGAGCAGAGUAAUGAGCGGGCCAAACUGCGCUACUCCUACCGCGUGGUCUGCAACGAGGACUACUAUGGUGACAACUGCUCCCGCCUUUGCAGGGGCCGCAACGACCACUUCGGCCACUACCUCUGCGAAUCCGACGGCAGCGUGGCUUGCCUGCCCGGCUGGAAGGGGAACUAUUGCACUGAAGCUAUUUGUUUGGCUGGUUGUUCGGAGAAUGGAUUCUGCCAAAGUCCAGGAGAGUGCAUAUGUCGCAAUGGUUGGCGAGGCCGUUAUUGUGACGAAUGCAUUCCUCAUGUGGGUUGUCGUCAUGGAACCUGUACCAAACCGGGGAAGUGCAUUUGCGAUGAAGGAUGGGGAGGCCUCUUCUGUGAUCAAGAUCUGAACUACUGCACACAUCACAGACCCUGCAAAAAUGGAGCCACUUGCACAAAUACUGGCCAGGGGAGUUACACCUGUUCCUGCAAAGAAGGUUUUACUGGCAUUGACUGCGAAAGAAAUAUCAGCGUAUGUGACAGUAACCCCUGCAAGAAUGGAGGCAGCUGCACGGAUUUAGUGAAAGAUUACAAAUGUACAUGUCCCACAGGAUAUGAUGGGGUCAACUGUGAGCACAGUGCCUUGACUUGUGUGGAUUUUCCAUGUUUUAAUGGUGGCACAUGCCUAGAAAGGGAACAAGGAACCAGCUAUGCGUGCGUGUGCCCUGUGGGCUUUACCGGAUCUAACUGUGAGAAGAAAGAAGACAGGUGCACCAACAACCCCUGUGCUAAUGGUGGGCAGUGCUUUGUCUUGGGCCAGCAACAUGUGUGUAUCUGCCGCCCUGGCUUCUCCGGACAGAAGUGUGAGAUAAACGUCAGCAAGUGCUCUAGAAAUCCCUGUUCCAAUGGAGGAUCCUGUCAUGAUCUUUUGAAUACACAUGAUUACACAUGUACUUGUUUGCCAGGCUUCACUGGUCGAAACUGUGACAUAAGAACUAGAGAUGAAUGUGCCUCUGGGCCAUGCCAGAAUGGGGGAACAUGCUAUGUUGGGCGUUUUGCUCCGGGUUUUGCCUGCCACUGUCCCCAUGGCUUCAAUGGCCUCUAUUGUGAAUCAUCAGCAUAUCUUACAGUGACAGACCCACAGCUUCCGAAACCGGUUCCAUGGGUGGCCAUCUCUAUGGGCGUCGGGCUAGUGGCUCUCCUCAUCCUAUGCUGCAUGAUUGCAAUAGUCAUCCGGCAAAUGCAGAGGCAGCCAGAACGUAACUCCGAAACCAUGAACAACUUGACUGACUUCCAGAAAGAAAACCUCAUCCCGACUGCGCAACUUAAAAACACCAAUAAAAAUAAAGACCUCGAAGUAGACUGUGUGCUGGAGAAAUCAAAUUACAAACUGAAGAAUCACACAUUGGAUUAUAACCUGGUGAAGGAGCUGACGAGUAGAGGGGUUCAGGAAGACAAAUACCAUAAAAGUGAAAAGUGUAUAGGAGAGAAAUCACCCUUCUGGUUACACAGUGAAAAGCCAGAAUGUAGAAUAUCCACAAUAUGCUCCCCAAGGGAUUCCAUGUACCAGUCUGUCUUUGUGAUAACAGAAGAGCGAAAUGAGUGUGUUAUAGCCACAGAGGUAUAAAAAUGAAGGCUGCUCUUUUUGCACCUCAGUUUUGGCAGUGCUACAAGGUGGACAUUCCUGCUACAUUGUUUACAAUUCAGAAUUGGAUUGGACCUUUUACUAUUUUUAAUGAUAUGCAAUUUGCUGCUCUCAGGAGGAGGAGAGACGGACGUGGGUGAACUGGACAGACUGUGAAUUUAAAAGAUGCAAUAUACCUUUCGUCUCCUGUUCCUUUAUUUUGAAGCCUAAUAGGAGGAAUGUAACUGCCCUACCAGGACAAGAGAGGAAGAGAGUGUGUCUCUUUCUAGCCUUUGAAAGUACACUGCUGCCAGUUGCUCAUGAACACUUGUGUGACUUUCCAGAACUUCAGUUUGGGAGGUGCCCGUCAAUGCCGAAGGCAUCAUCACAGAGCCUACCAGCAAUACUGUGAGAAGAAUGAAUGAAGAAAUGUGUUUUUCUAUGCAGAAAGUGGAUACAGAAUAAAUGACUUCACCAUUUUUUCUGGAUUUGAAAGUGCCUAAAGCGUGUCUGAGAAUCUAGAGAGCCCAAAUCAAGACAUACCUGCCUCCCCUGCCCCAACGCACAGUACCCAAACAGUAUUGACCAGAAGUGGCAACUGGUCCCUUUUGUUCUUCUCUGUUUUACAUCCCCUUUCCCUUCUGCGUAUUGCUCAGAGACAAUGUCAGGAAAGAUGGGUUUUGAGGGAGGAUUUUAUUGCUUGAGGAGGAUGAUUAUGCUUCGGUGAACUAAGCCGCAAGUUGAAAUCCGUUCCUGUUACUGAGCCACAGAAACAUUUGUGGACUUGAAUGGGAAAGAAGGGGGCUCCUUUCCAUCACAUGAGGAACUUAAUUCCGUGCUCAUUGAAAGCCUUACAAGUGCGUUUAAAAUCAAUCAGCUUUUUGAUGCCUUUUGCACUACUAGUCACCAUGAAGAGAAGGGUGUUUCUUCUACUUCAUAUGCAUAAGGGAGAGACUUGGAUUUUGUAUUAGAUGUCUUAGUCUGGUGCCACCAUAAAUCUCAAAGGGUAAACUGAUAUUUUAUACAGGCAGAGAAGUGUCAUAAGCCCUGCCUUAAUAUCUUCUGUUGAAAAACAAUUAUCACUACCAUUCAGUCCCUUACCCCAAUGUCCAGCAGAACACUAAGCUAUGAAAGGGACUUCUAGAGGGUGGGGAGGGGAAUCUACAAUCUCUUGUCCGUUCCUUCACAGUGCUACACGGAGGGGAUAAACCUUCCAUUUUUGAACCCAAAGGAGCAGCUCUGAACUGGAAAACACAGUGCACACAGACUCUUUUAUACAUUUACAGCAAUAAUAAUAGACAUUUCAGAUAGGAAGUGCUGUGAUGUUUGUAGUGAUAAACAAGUUGAGAAUGUGGCGGAAGCUGAGAGAGGAAGCAAAUUUUCCUUCAAGGAAGCCAGUGUUGUAUUUUCUGUGGAGGAAGAGCAAUGUUCCUGACCUUGUAAAUCCCAGCAAUGGGUUAGUCCACCUACAGCCUUGAAUUGUGCAGGCAAGAUCUUGCUUGGAGUAUUCACUACUGACCUUCUGAUCUGGCAAACGAGACCUUCAUGGAGGCCACCUUCAGAAAUCAAUAAUAUGGUUUAUACUCGUGUCUGUUUGUAGUUUAUUUUGAAGUUUAGUAUUUCAGUAAUUUAAAAAAAAUCAGAAGCACUGAACUUUCUACGUUUUAUAACAUUAUUUUGUAUAUAAUGUAUAUUUAUAAUCAAAGACAGAAGUGUAAAUAUGUUUAUUACUUAUGUAAUGUUUUUAUGUGAUGAGAAAAGUUUUAAUUUUAUUUUUUUUUCAAAUAAUGAAAAUACCUUCCUGCUACUAAAA